This is a messenger RNA of Penaeus vannamei (Pacific white shrimp), 288 nucleotides long. Lineage: Eukaryota; Metazoa; Arthropoda; Malacostraca; Decapoda; Penaeidae. The record is from RefSeq and is a predicted model, not a curated record.
AUGUAUGGCGGUGGAGGAAGUGGCGGUGGAGGUGGAGGAGGAGGAGGAUAUGGAGGUGGAGGUAGCGGAGGCACCGUAGAUGUUGGAAUCCUCCUUGGCGCAGGAUCUCUUGGAGGCGGAGGUGGAGGCGGUGGAUUCGGCGGUGGAGGCGUGGAUUCGGAGGGAGGAUUCGGAGGCGGUGGAUUCGGAGGGGGCGGUGGAUUCGGAGGUGGUGGCGGUGGAUUCGGCGGAGGUGGCGGUGGAUUCGGAGGCGGUGGUAGUGGAGGAGGAGGGAUCAUUUUACUUUAA